AAAACUUCCAUUCCACCACCGCGCACCGCUACUGCAGCGUGAACGCAGCUGGCCACCACUGCAUCAUAGUUUUUUAUUGUUGUUUGUUUGCUUUUGUACAUCAAAAAGUUUUGCGAGGGGCGUUUUACAAAGUUUGUGUGGUGUGCGCGGCACUUUUUCUGCGCUUAUUUGGUCCACAGUGCUCAAACAUAACUCAAUGAGGGUCGUCUCGAACUGUGGCAGUUUUGGCAACUGAACUUCAAGAAAGCCAUGGGAGCCGGAGAUUUGUGAGACCUUCUGUUGAACUGUCAUAUGAGAUCCAGUCGGAGCACAAAUACUUUUAAUUAUGGAAAGCGCGGCACAUGAAAAUGCGACACUGGAAAUAUCACUGCACGAAGAGGGCAUCGCAUCCCAAGGCCGAAAUAAACCUUCCCCAAGCUUUGUGUCCAUAGACAUGGACAUGGAAUCUGAUCCAGAAAUUCGUCCGUUGGUCACCUUCAGAGAAAAACUUAGCGCAGUCUUGCAUUCCACGAAGUUUCAGAUUGCAAUUGUGGUACUAGUCAUCAUCGACUGCUUGCUUGUAGUCACAGAACUGCUCGUUGAAGUUGAAAUACUCAAGCUCCACGAAAAAAGUCACAUUGUCCCGAAGGUGAUCCACUAUUUGAGCAUAACAAUCCUCAGCCUCUUUCUGGUUGAAAUUGCAGCCAAAUUGUACGCAUAUCGUCUGCGCUUCUUCAAGCACAAGAUGGAGAUGUUUGAUGCAGUCGUCGUCAUAGUCUCUUUUGCACUCGAUGUUGCCUUUAGAAACCCUGAUUCUGGAGCCAACGCUGGUGGACUCAUUAUUGUGCUGAGGUUAUGGCGUGUUGCCAGACUGCUAAAUGGCAUUGUGAUGACAGUGAAGAGCCAAGCAGAGCAUCGUCUAGCUCGUGAAGUCAAGCUACGUGAAAAAGUGCUGCAGGACUUCCUGAAAAGCAGGGACUACUGCAAUGCCUUAGAACAAGAAAUUGCAUCUUUACGAAAGAUCUUAGAGAGCAGCGGAAUUCACGAUCUUCCCCCUACUGCUGUAGAAAUGGACAAUGACAAAGACAGCAGAGUUCAUAAGAGUACCUUGCAAGUUCACUGACAUUCGCACAGGCGUUGUGCACUUGGAUUACCUUAUAACAAAAUCAAAUGCAAAUUGUUACUGCUAAAUUAUAUCCAGUACCUUGCCACAACUGCAGGGUUACCUUGUGCAGAUAUUGGAAAUCACUUUACCGCUGUGAAAAGCAGCUGCACACUAGGCUGGAAAAAUAAUUAUUCGCAAAGCAGCUUUUUUUUUUCUUCUCAUUAACAAGCAGUAUUAUGGUUUACGUGUAUACUUCUAAAGUGGUUCAUAGACUGGUACAUAUCCACCAGUAAGCAGUAGUUGUGUUUAAUGGCAAGCAUGUAAAGCAGAAUUUCUUCAAGGGUCACGCAGUACAAUUGUUGCAAUUAUUGAAUCUUCCAUUGGCGCUUGAAAUGGUACUGUUUGCUUCACACUGUCUAUUUUGCUUACCAGCAGCACACACAAUCCUCAAUUUCUGUGCUUUUUUCCUUGUGCAAUGCUAUACAUGUACUCAGUUUCUUGGCAAUUGGCAGUGUAAUUACAUGCAGCAAAAUUAAAACAGUGUUUUUCUUUUAAUCACUGAUUUAGUUUUUGUUGUAUGUGUACAUGUGUUAAACAUACUUUACUUUAUAUGCAUCUAUUUUUUCUAUGAAAUUUUAUGCAGUAGCGUGCUUUAUUAUAAUACAUAUACUUUGAAUGCAAUAUCAUAUCAAUUAUCCAGCGGUCUGUUUUCAGUACACAAGGUUGGGCUUAUUUAUAUUAUGCGCAGGAACUCUUUAUACUGUUGUUUUCACUUUUAUUGUUGAAAAUUCCAUUCAGGUACUAUACUUUAUUUCGUUGAGGCUUUUCUCUGCCCUUUUUUAAUGUUGGGUGUACAACUGUCACCACAGAAACAAACACAGGUGUUUAACUGUUACUGAAAAAAAAAGUUUGUGGUUGCAUUACGUGUGUGAUUUUUCUAACAAUAUUUGUGGUGCCACGUGGAAGUCAUAUAUGUUACUAUUUAUGUGGUCAUGUUGAUAUGUAUUAUACCGACGUUGUACUCAUAUAUUUGUUUUCUAUAGCACAAAUUUAUGGAUGCCAAGCACGAAUAAAAUGUGCAGAAAGUACA
This is a messenger RNA of Ornithodoros turicata, 2174 nucleotides long. RefSeq names its product voltage-gated hydrogen channel 1-like. Gene Ontology annotation, cellular component: plasma membrane. The transcript is spliced from 5 exons. Lineage: Eukaryota; Metazoa; Arthropoda; Arachnida; Ixodida; Argasidae. The coding region runs from base 326 to 1102 and encodes 258 amino acids. The record is from RefSeq and is a predicted model, not a curated record. Gene Ontology annotation, biological process: proton transmembrane transport. Gene Ontology annotation, molecular function: voltage-gated proton channel activity.